Molecule: messenger RNA, 2352 nt
Organism: Branchiostoma floridae (Florida lancelet)
Lineage: Eukaryota; Metazoa; Chordata; Leptocardii; Amphioxiformes; Branchiostomatidae
Product: sushi, von Willebrand factor type A, EGF and pentraxin domain-containing protein 1-like
Exons: 14
Coding region: 1-2352 (783 amino acids)
Biological process (GO): response to cytokine; heterophilic cell-cell adhesion; leukocyte tethering or rolling
Cellular component (GO): external side of plasma membrane
Molecular function (GO): sialic acid binding; oligosaccharide binding
Source: RefSeq, a predicted model, not a curated record
AUGGAGCAACACUGUUCCAACAUGCGUAUACAAUGUCCGGCGUUGACGGCCCCAACAAAUGGAAUUCGGACACCCGCGACCGGAGCGAACCUUUACCAGGACACGAUCACCUUCAGCUGUAACAACGGCUAUGUUCGGGUCGGGGAUUUUGACACCAGGUGCCAAGCUAACGGGCAGUGGUCCAAUCCCGUCCCAACAUGCACACCCAGGCAAUGUCCGGCGUUGACCCCUCCAGCAAACGGAGCACUGAGUUCCGCCGGGUCAUACUUCUACCCGAACCAGGUUACAGUCACCUGUAACUCGGGAUACCAAAGAAACGGAGUCUCUCCUGUGACGUGCCAAGCUGACGGAACAUGGAGCAACCCUGUCCCAACAUGCACACCCGUACAAUGUCCGGCGUUGAUUGCCCCAACUUACGGAGCGCUGAAUCCCCCGGCUGGACCAUACGUCUACCAAAACCAGGUUACAGUCACAUGUAACUCCGGAUACCAACUGAACGGAGUCUCUUCUCUAACGUGCCAAGCUGACGGAACUUGGAGCAACAAUGUUCCAACAUGCGAACCCAGACAAUGUCCGGUGUUGAAUGCUCCAACCAAUGGAGCACGGACGCCCCCUACCGGAUCUAACCUAUACCAGAACCAGGUCACGUUCACCUGCAACGCGGGAUACGACCUAGACGGAGUCUCUCCUGUGACGUGCCAAGCUGACGGAAUAUGGAGCAACCCUGUUCCAGUAUGCAGACCGAGGUGUCCGGCGUUGACGGCCCCAAAUAACGGUGCACGGACGCCCCCUACCGGACAGAACUCCUACCAGGACGUGAUCAGGUUCACCUGUAACUCUGGAUACGUACGGAACGGUGCUUUCGAUACGACAUGCCAAGCCGACGGAACAUGGAGCAACCCUGUUCCAACGUGCGAACGAAGACAAUGUCCGGAUUUGACGGCCCCAACUAACGGAGCGCUGAGUCCUCCAGCACCGCACAACUACCCUGCCACGGUUACGUUCACCUGUAACACGGGAUACGUACGGAACGGCGCUGAAACUACGACGUGCCAAGCUGACGGAUCAUGGAGCAACCCUACCCCAACAUGCAUACCCGGGCAAUGUUCAACUUUGACGGCCCCAACUAACGGAGCGCUGACUCCUCUCGGAGCGACGUCCCUCGGGAAUACAGUAACGUUCACCUGUAACUUGGGAUACCUACUGUACGGCGCAACUACAUCGACGUGCCAGGCUGGGGGAACAUGGAGUAAUCCUGUUCCAACAUGCACACCCGUAUCAUGCCCGGCGUUGACGGCCCCAACUAACGGAGCGCUGAAUCCCCCUGCUGGACCGUACGUCUACCAAAACCAGGUUACGGUCACCUGUAACUUGGGAUACGAUCUGGACGGAGUCUCUCCUGUGACGUGCCAAGCUGACGGAACUUGGAGCAACCCUGUUGGAACAUGCAGACGCAGAUGUCCCGCCUUGACAGCCCCAACUAACGGAGUACGGACACCCUCUACUGGAUCGAACUCCUUUGGGAAUACAGUAACGUUCACAUGUAACACGGGAUACGUACGGAACGGCGCUGCUGCCGUGACGUGCCAAGCUGACGGAACAUGGAGUAACCCUGUACCAACAUGCACACCCAGACCAUGUCAAGCAUUGACGGCCCCAACUAACGGAGCGCUGAGUCCUGCCGCUCCACACAACUUUCCCACCACGGUUCGGUUCACUUGUGACUCGGGAUACGUACGGAACGGCGCUCAAACUACGGUGUGCCAAACUGACGGAUCAUGGAGCAACCCUACUGCAACAUGCACACGCGGACAAUGUUCGGCGUUGACGGCCCCAACAAACGGAGCGCUGAGUCCUCUCGGAGCAACCUCCUCCGGGAAUACAGUAACGUUCACCUGUAACCCGGGAUACGUACGGAACGGCGCUGUAACCUCGACGUGCCAAGCUGACGGAACAUGGAGCAACCCAGUUCCAACUUGCCCACCCAGACAAUGUCCAAGGUUGACGGCCCCAUCUAAUGGAACGCUGAGUCCACCCGGACCAUACUCCUACACGAACACGGUAACAGUUACUUGUCAAGCGGGAUACCAACUGAACGGAGUCUCUCCUGUGACGUCGGAGACAGUGUACGAGGACGUCCGCACACCAGACAGGGCGGUGUCUCAGCGAUCCGGAACCGGAAGUGACGUUUACUCCUAUCCCAUGGCACCCUUGCACGCGCCUCCACUUCCGGUCCAACCAAGCGGCCAUUACCAGGAGCUGAGGCCAGCGGUGUACCAGAGUCUACAAAGGAACCAGCGUACAAUACCUCAAUCUCAGAGCGCCACUAUCUCACAUGAUUUUUCAAGGUAG